AUUAUUAUUGCAAUCUAGGAUCACAGAAAUGAGCUGAUGCCAAUCCAGCCAUCAUCACAUCAUUUGUGCACGGUCCACAACAAACUAAACUGAACGUGGAAAAGUGCUGGCUAGCUAGCUAGAGUGGAUGUUAAUCUCUGCCAUCUAUCGUUCGUUCGACCAACAGUACGUGGGUUCUGGUCAAGACGAAUAACAGAAAUUUAUUCGAGUAAACUAUCGGAUAGAAACAGAUCACAAUGAACAGUCAAGACAAGGAAUGUUUGCAGCAGGGAACUCCUUCCAAACAAGUCCGAGCUCAGGCGCCAGCAGUCAUUACUCCUUCUACUUCGUCUAGUAGUAGUAGCCAAGAAUCUUCCAAAGACGGCGCUUUAAAGGAGUCAAACGGACGCAUCAUUUGCAAGAAGGAGUCAAACCGACGACACGGCAAAAAUGAGAAUCCGAGAUCCAAGCGAUCGCUGAAUUUCGCUCCUUCCAGUUCAGCCGAAGAUCAUCCUUCCAUAGUGGUGGACGGAACAAAGAUGCUGCGAAUGAUGGGUUCCACCUCCUCUGUUGCUACCAAGGGGUCAUCCACAAGCCGCAAGAGAAAGAAUGAUGACGGGCAGUCACCCAUCUCCAAAGUCGCAAAGACGCAAGUCAAGAAUGUGGUUUCGCCAGAGCCUGUUGCGAAUGAUAUCGACGAAAUGUCAUCCCACCAAAACCAGCAAGAUAUAAUCCACGAUCUACGCAAAGAAAACAAGCGCCUACAAGAGCUUUUGAAGAAGGAACAGAACAAACGAAACGAGAGUCAACAACUCCUCCAACAAGUGGUCAACGAACAACAACAAGAGCAACCAAGGUUCGGGACAAGAUCGUCUCGAAAACAAACACACCAAUUCGCAAUCAAGGAUGUAGACUAUGAUCGAUGGCUCGAUGUAGAAGUACCCACCAAGUGUUGCCGAGGAAGAGCCACUCGUUGUGUCAUGUGGAAGAAACUAGCUACCCUCAUCAAGAAUGCAUUUCGCGACGAGGGCGUUGGCAAGAAGAAACUCUUGAAAAGGGCAGUUAUUACCAUGGACCCUGACACGGGAUACGGAAAAGCAGUGCUCUCGGAUGACUUCAUUAUAGAUCAUCAGCUCAAGGACGUGUUACCGGAUGGUGUGGAGUUGACCAGUAUGAAGAUUGCUACGGAUGCUGUUGAGGCAUUCUGCAAUGAACAAGCUAACACUGGGAGUACGCACGAUGACGAUUUGGUGGGGUUUCUAUUGGUCUUGAGAGGGAGAAAGAUUGCAAGGAUGGCAAAGCCACAAAAGGUACUCAAGACUUUGGGAAAGGCACUGACACGUGUGGAUGGCUGUUCGUCCAAGGACACGGCGUCCUUCUAUAAGGAGGAAGCAUUUGGUGAUCAUGCAACUGCUGAGAUAUGGAAGGAAGUUGUACUGAAUCCUGGAGAGGGCAUCAUCAUUCCACGGAGAUGGAUCCAUGCUUUCAAGAGUGACCCAGAUACAGUGGCGCUUUCGUUCAAGCUGAAAAGGCUGUGUUAG
Molecule: messenger RNA, 1520 nt
Organism: Seminavis robusta
Lineage: Eukaryota; Bacillariophyta; Bacillariophyceae; Naviculales; Naviculaceae
Source: the annotation of a GenBank genome assembly